Molecule: messenger RNA, 1194 nt
Organism: Vigna radiata var. radiata (mung bean)
Lineage: Eukaryota; Viridiplantae; Streptophyta; Magnoliopsida; Fabales; Fabaceae
Product: protein FAR-RED IMPAIRED RESPONSE 1-like
Exons: 1
Coding region: 1-1194 (397 amino acids)
Source: RefSeq, a predicted model, not a curated record
AUGGAGAAUAUGAAUACAUCUUUGGAUGAUAUUGAAAUUGAUCAAUUACAUGGCAAAGUUGCAGAAGAUAUAAAUGAAAACCAUGUUCAACCUAACUCAAUCCCUCCAUCAGUUGGAAUGGUUUUUGAAAGUGUUAAUCAAGCCAAGUCAUUUUAUAGACAAUAUGCAAUAUCAAAGGGCUUUGGAAUUCGAACAAGGAGUUCAAGGAAGAACAACAAAAACGAAUUAUUUUACUUCAUGAUGGUGUGUUCUAGGGCUGGAAAAUAUGUCGCAUCCAAUCAAAAUGAAAUGAUUGGACGUCCAACACUGGCUAAUGAUUGUGCAGCUCGAAUGAUUGUAUCAAAAAGAGAUGAGAAGUGGUACAUUUCAGCAUUUGAUGAUGUACAUACUCAUGAUCUUAGUCCAACAAAGUCAAGAUUGUUCCGAGGCAAUAAAAGGAUGAAUCUGAAUGUCAAGAGAACACUAGACUUAAAUGCAGAAGCAGGAGUUAGGAUUAACAAGAGUUUUCGAUCCUUGGUUUGUGCUACAGGAGGUUAUGAAAACAUGGAGUUUGUGGAACAAGAUAAUAGAAAUUAUGUUGCCAAACAGAGAAGAGCAUUAUCAAAAGAUGGUGAUGCCAAGGCACUCUUAAACCAUUUCUCUUCCAUGAGAGAAUUGAAUAAGGAUUUCUUUUUCAACAUUAAUGUUGAUGACGACAACCGCAUAUUGAAUGUAUUUUGGGCUGAUGCACGAAGUAGGGUAGCUUGUGAGUACUUUGGUGAUAUCAUAUCUUUUGACACAACAUACUUAACAAAUAAGUAUGACAUGCCGUUUGCUCCUUUCGUUGGCGUCAACCACCAUGGGCAAUCAAUAUUGUUAGGUUGUGGAUUGUUAUGUUCAGAGGACACAGAUUCAUUUGUUUGGCUAUUUAAUUCAUGGCUUGGGUGCAUGUCAAAUAGAGCGCCCCAAGGAAUUGUUACCGAUCAAUGCAAAGCAAUGAAGAAAGCAAUAGAAAUCGUGUUUCCAAACACUCGUCAUAGGUGGUGCUUGUGGCAUAUAAUGAAAAAAAUACCUGAGAAUUUACAAGGCUAUGCCGCUUACAAAGAUAUCAAGCGACAACUUAAGCAAGUUGUGUACAAUUCUGAUUCAGUUGACAACUUUGUUUAUGGUUGGGAAAGGAUGGUAACAAUAUUUUCACUACAAACAAACGAAUGA